Chilo suppressalis (striped riceborer) is the source of this 5092-nucleotide messenger RNA. Lineage: Eukaryota; Metazoa; Arthropoda; Insecta; Lepidoptera; Crambidae. The record is from the annotation of a GenBank genome assembly.
UUAUUUGGGUGUAGUCGCUCCAAACAUUGCGGUCACUGACUCACCUCACCUUCCGUCACUCACUCAAUGUUUAAUUUUAUUUUUGUUUCGUAACAUUAUUUAAUGUUUUUUAUUAUUAAUUUAAGAAUAAAGUGUUUCUUACAAAAUGAUAUGUGUGUUGUGAGGUGAACAGUGAUUUGUUACAGCUAGUUCCGCUGUGUUAGUUUAUUUGUAUCUAUUCCGUGGUAAAAAUCACUAUGGCUGAAAAAAAAAUACAAGAAAACCCUCUUUCCGAGGAGCAGCAAUCUCCAGAAACAGCAGAUGGACCAAAAGAAGCACCAAAGCCAGUGGACAAACCUUCAACACCUGCUCCGGUCCCAAUCACAGAACCAUCUCCUCGGAUCACCAUACCUUCCUUUACAAAGACUCAGCCUAACGAUUUGUACAGAAGACUCUUGCCUGCUGUCCUGUUUCUUCUUACAUUCGUCACAGUGAUGACUAUGCUCUUGAUUUAUAUGGACACUGUUGCGCUAGGCGCUCAACAAUUCCGCUUGAACAUGUCGCGGGACUACGAGUUGUCGCGCAUCUCUCAAGAGUCAGCUGCGCUGGUGGCGUACGUGAGGCAGCUGCACCUGCAGCCGCGCGCGCCCCGCCACCCGCCGCCCACGCCGCCGCCCACGCCCCGGGCCGAGCUGCUACUCAAACUUACAAAUGACUUGCACAACGGGACGUUUGUGGAGUUCCUGUCGCGCGGGCCCCGCACCCCCACCACUCUGUACCUGGAGGGGGCGCGCGGGUGGGAGGGGCCCGCGGUCAGGGCUGCCGCGCGCGACUACCUCGCGUUACGCGGCCGAGCGAGAGCGCUGCACGCCUGCCUCAGCCCUGGACCGCACCCUAGAGAGGUGACGUACCAGGAGUCUGAAGGCCGCGAAACGUUCAAAUCACGCGUGCUAUGUCUCCCCCUAUACACCGUGUUACUAGCAGCCGACGCGGCGCGCGCUCAUUACGUGAUACUAGACGGGCCUCAUGCGUUGCCCGCCUUAAAACACGUGCCUUUCGACGGACACUCAGUACACUUGCAGAUCAUUGAGGUCCGUUCGACUGACCCUGUGGCUAGGAAUCAAACCACUGAAUUCCUAGCGACCAAAAACUACACAGUGGUCGCAACAUACGACGAUGGCGUCAUGUACGCACUCAACGACACCACUACAAACUUCGACAACGACACGCUGAUACGUGUCGCUAACGACAUGACGACACGUCUCAAUAAUGACAUGACGACAAGUGUCACUAACGACGUAACUACACGUGUCAUUAAAGACGCGAAGACUCGUGUCAACUACGACAACACAGAACCAGACCGUGUGCAUGUAUGAUUUUGAUGACUACAAAAUUAAAUGUUUCAUUGUUUAAUAAUAAUAUUUGGCAGCAAUUUAUGAAAUUAUUAAUCGGCUCAAUUGAAACUUUAUGUGACAUAUUUGCUCUUUUCAAGUUUGCAAAUUUUCUAUUAACACUUGGCACUCAUAGACGUACUUUGUAAUUGUAGUAACAUCAGUUAACAAUAAUGUUGUGUAAUUAAUUAUAUUUAUAUUACGAAUAAAUCCAUGACGUAGCUAGGGAUUUUACCUAGGGGGGGGGGGGAGCCGUAUAGUUUACAUUCAUACUGAAAUUCAAUAAUUUUCCAACAUUGGAAUUUUAUAAUAUAAUCGCUCUCCAAUAGCUACGCCCAUGGUUAAAUCGAGUUCAAUAAUAUGUGGAUGUUGAUAAGUGCAAUGUUGUCCCAAUGAAACAUUUUCCUAACUUAUACGAUAUGACACAAUAAUUACCCCUUCGGGCGUCUACGAAACCGUAGUGUAAUAAGAAGAAUAAUUCCUUUACUGAAACUAGUUACGUAUAAGGAAUAAUAAUUCCAUUAUCGAAACCAGUUACGAAAGUACGGUUUCGUAGGCGGCAGAAGGGAUAAUUACUGGAGUAAAAUAAAAAAUGCUCACAUAUUAUCAUCUCGACUGUAUCUUUUAUAUGACUUUCUUACUCAUUUAUUAGGUUUAAAAUAUUUAGUAUAUGAAUGACUUACUCGCCAUAACAUUAAUUUCUUGCAACCUGAAUGAAAUAAGUUUAUAAUUUUAAUAGAUUGUCAUCAAAAAUUUUAAUUGUAGCCUCGUAUCUCAUGUAUGUAGAUUGUGAUAAGAUAAAUGAACUGCAUUGCCCUUCUAUGUAUAAUUCUAUUAUCGAUGUUCAUUGAUUUAUGAACAAGAAAAAAUAACACACUAGUGAUUUUCGGUUAAUGUAACACAUUAUGUUUUCGAAUAAAAUUUAAACAAAUAAUUAAUGUAGAAAUAAUAAUGAAACAUUCAACUGCUUCGAAUAUAAUACAAUGCUCAAUGAAUUAAAAUGAGCAAUACGUAAUGGUUUGCUCAAAUUGAAAUAAAUUGGACACAUUUCUUUAAAGAAUAAAAUUUAUAUUUUCGUCACAUUAUAUUGUGAUUGUAUAACGUAUAUAAUAUAUCUCGAAUAUUUAUUUGAAUCUAUUCCAUGGCUGAUUUUACAUAAUACUUCUGUUCUGUCAUUAGUUAAUUUUGCAGAAAGUAUUUAAAUACUUUGAAAUGAUAAACAAUUUUGAAAUAAUUACGAAUAUCGUAUUUUAUGUAUUAAAUAAUAAUUAUUGUGAUUCUAUCUCUGUAAAGAAUCUCCGUUUUAUUUCCCCGAUUUGCAUUAAUAACUUUUAUUAUAAUAAUAAUAUUUUUUUAUUAAUUUUAAGUUUAUAAUAAUUAAUUUUGAAUCGUGAUUUAAUUUAAGAAUAAUUUUAAUUAUAUUAUGUAAUAGUUAAUUUUGAUUUUAAUUAGAUAGGUAUAAUACACGUAUAAUAAAUAUCAUGGAUUAAUUUUGGAUACAAAUUGUAUAAAUUUUUCGUCAUGGUAACUUCACAAAAUGUGCCUUACAAGGUUAUGGCCCCCUGUUUUAUAACAAAAUAAUAAUUUAUUUUACAUAUGACACUCCAUUUUAAAUAUAUUCGAUUAAUAUAAUGUUCACUAAACAUUAGUUACAUUGCACAAUGUUAUCUGCACUUUAUUCCUGAAAAUAGGUACCUUUUUGAUAGCUGAGUAGGUAGCUUUUUGGUUUAACUUGAAGAUGUCAAACAAACAUUACAAAAAGCUCUUUAGUUUAAGGGCAGAACAAUAUUUUAUUAACAACGAAUAUAUGCGUUUUGAUACACCUCUUGUUCAAUCAAUUUUACCAACAACGGAAUAAAGAAUGCGUUUGCGUUUAAUGUGAAGAGUUGUUUCUGCGCGUGCACCUUAAUGUUGCCAUUUAUAACGUUUUAAAUCAAAUAAAUUUAUUCCUUAAUGACCCAUCAAAGUUUGUUUCGUGAUAUCUUCAAGUAUAUGACGCAGGGCCGGAUAUAAGGAGGCAAGCGGGGUCCCCUCUCAACAGAGAUAACAGAUAACUAAAUUUUGACGGGUCACCAAGGUGCAAAAUGUAAGUGGCCUUGGCUGCUACAUUUUAAAAUAAGGGAUUGCACUAAUUUUUUGCCCCGGGCCCUGCACACCUCUUAAUCCGGCCCUGAAUGACGACAGAAGUUGUGGGACAAUACAUAGCGUCUUCGUCUUGAGAAGUUUGUUUGUACUGGUAAGUUAGCAGGUGACUGGCGGAAGCGCACAAAUUAGCACUAAGACACUCUUUGGUAUGAACCAUAGACAGAGUAUGGACUGUGCGUUCCCUAACCAAAUGUCAAAUAAAACUGGGAGAUAAGUGUGAGAGAGAGACGAAACGAUUAGUUGGUCCACAGUUCGUCUGUUCAUUAGUUAUUUUUUAAAUCUUUCUAAUGAGUUGUAUACUUGUAAGUGUCGCUCAAUCCAUUCUCUUGUCUAUGGUAUAUGAACGAAUGAUUCACAGAGAAUCGAUGUUAUUAAAGUCUUGAAGAGUUUAUCACUUGAUCUGACUAUAACACUAAUCAAAUUUACACAAAUCCACUAUACGAAAUUAUUUCACAGUAUUAGUCCACCCCAGAAAACAUAUGAGGUAAAAUGUUAUGUUAAAAUAACACUACCGUUGAAUAAAUAUACUGUCUGUGACUGUUUGUUAACGCGUUAGCAAAUAGAAAACUGACUUUAAAGUUUGUUACAGACUGGCUGCAGUUUCGUGCCCAUUGCAUCAUAUUUUUUGAACUGUUUUUCUUUUUAAAUUUUUACAUUUUCCCGACUUUCGGAUCCUUUAAAGGUUCUGUGUACUCGUGUACAUAAAGUAUAACAUUGUCGUGGAUGUUAUACUUUAAUUUACCUAUUCCUUCAAUUUUAAAUUUGUUGAUUUUAAGAAUGAACACCUGUCGCUAGUAGCGAAUAAAGUCUACUACAAACUCCGUAACAAUGACCAAACGUAACGUCAAUGUGUGCGUGACAGAAAUGUGAGCGCUUUGGUGGUGUAAUUUUUUAUUUUGUAGUUAUAAUGCAGCCAGUCAGUAAUAAGCCGAUUAAUCGAAUAUUAUUGAGUAAUAAAAAAGUUCUUUCGUCGAAAUACAAAAGUUUGAAAAUGAAAUAUACUCUGUUUUUGCUCUCUGAGACGGUAAAGCAUUUAUAAUAAUUGUUAGAUAAAAACACUUUCAAUAAUAAAUUAUUGUAAGAUCACUCUUAUGAGCGUAAUCAUAUAUGGUUUCGUUUUAUUAUUGGUGUCGUACUGCCAUUCUUUGUUAGUUUCUUGUCUAUUUCUGCCAAACUUUGUGAUUUUAAUGAAAAUUACAACUUAAGGCCAUAUAAAUAAAUGCUAUUUAUCUUAACAGCGAAAUUCCAAAUUUGUACCAAAUUUUUAUGGUUUUUAUACGUCUGUAUUUGGUAGAGUUGUUAAAAGGGUAAGGUAACACGGCGUUUAAUUAUUGUGAGUGAGAGUUAAAUAACAGCUCCGCCAUUUUCAAUCCCAUUUUUAAAUUGAUACUCUAUAUAUAUAUACUCCUUGUUUUGAAUGUAAGAAAAUUCACAUACCAAGUUGUGGAUCAACGGUGGUCAUCAAAUCUAUCACGGUUGGCGCGGUUAAUAGAAAUAAUAUCUAAAUUUGUUGAAAUCAAAUUGUUUAUGAUGGGGAGGGGGGGGGGGGGGGGCAACAGAUGAAAUAACACUAUAAA